AAGCUGAGCGUUGCCAGAGAAACACUAUAGCUUGGUUCCUUAGGUGGAAAAAGUGAAGCCGGUCUGGAGAAUAUCUCCUCUCCUCGGGUACCCCAGAUUGUUAUGCCAACAUGGGGGUAUCUUUCCCGCUUACCGCAGAGGAGUAGGGAAACAGCCUCUCGGAUCCUAGCGUGGAAGAGAAAGGCCAGGAACACGAAGGUGACUGCAUUUCUUGUGAGAUUGUAAAUGUACCAUGGAAGUUAAAAGUAGCUUAAGAAGAAUGGAAAAAGGCCAAUUAGAAGCCUCAAAUCUUCCAUCAGAAGUCUGGCAUUCUGAGGUGACAGUGUCAGUGACAGGCGAGCCACCUGGUGCUGUAGAAGAAGAAGAAGAAACAGCUGAAGAAACAAACAUAGAAAUCAUCCCGGAAAUCAUAGAACCACUCUCCAUUCUAGAUGUGCUGAGGAUCUCUGCAGUUCUGGAGGAUACCACAGAUCAGCUCUCUAUUCUAAACUAUAUCAUGCCAGUUCAGUAUGAAAGAAGACAAAGUGUCAACAUGAAGAAAAAUAAAGAAAUCAAUUUUGAAGGAAAGACCUUAGAAAAAUUUUCAGAUGACCCAAAAACCUCAAAAAUAACCAGUCCAUUCUUACCUAAAGAAGAAACCAAGUUGCCAGAAAUCAGACAAGGAAGCCAAUUGGCCAACGGAUUUAACAAAACGCAAGAUCUUGUCUUCAAAAAACCUAUAAGACAGACCAUAAUGUCUACGGAAACACUGAAGAAAAUUCAGGUAGAUAGGCGGUUUUUCAGUGACAUAAUUACAAAGACCAUGCAGGAGCUGCAGGAGUCAGGCACUUUCACCAGUCUCUUGGAAGCUUUGGGCAAAGAGAGGGAAAACAAAAAGCAUUUCUAUGAUAUCAUUGCCAGGGAGGAAAAAGGAAGAAAACAGAUAAGAUCUCUUCAAAAACAGCUACUUAACCUCAAAAGAGAACGGCAAGCUGAGGUACAGAGUCGGAAUGAAUAUAUUGCUCACCUCAAGGACCAGUUGCAAGAGAUGAAGGCAAAAACCAACCUGGAGAAUCGCUAUAUGAAGAGAAACACUGAGCUGCAGAUCUCCCAGACCCAGAAGAAAUGUAACAGAACAGAGGAGCUCUUGCUGGAAGAGAUAGAGAAACUAAGGUUGAAAACUGAAGAAGAGAAUCGGAUUCAUAUGGAAAUUGAAAUGUUCCUUAGAAAGGAGCAGCAGAAACUUGAGGAGAAGCUAGAGUUCUGGAUGGAGAAAUUUGAUAAGGACACAGAAAUGAAAGAGAAUGAACUAAAUGCUCUCAAAUCUGCUAAGGCCAGUGACUUAGCACACCUUCAAGACCUUGCAAAAAUGAUAAGGGAGUUUGAACAGGUCAUCAUUGAAGAUCGGAUAGAAAAGGAGAAGACCAGGAAGAAGAUAGAACAGGAUCACUUGGAACUCAAGAGCGUCUUACAGCUCCAGGCCUGGUGGCGAGGCACUAUGGUACGGAGGGAACUUGGUGGUUUCAAAAUGCCUAAGAAGGACAAAGAUGAUAUCAAGGAUUCCAAAGGCAAAGGCAAAGACAAGAACAAGCGGAGAGGCAAGAAAAAGUGACAUUCUCUUGCCUUUUCCUCUGGUAUUCUGGAGCUGGGAAGGUGGACUUGAAAACAUUUUACCAGCGCAGAGAACUCAUCUACAGGUUGUUUCUUAUUUGGACAUUUCCAGGUGCUGCCUGGUGUUUUCACUUUGCCUUUGUAUUAGUUUGCAAACCCUGAAUUAGGACUAUAUUGUUGACUUAGGGCUUCUUUUGAGAAACUUUUGGUGGGAAGUAUUUCUAGGAGGCUUAUGAAGAUUCUUUUUGCUCUUUCUUACUAGAAAAAAGUCAAGGGCUUAGUUAUUGUGAUGCAUUAAAACUUCAGUAAUUUC
Messenger RNA from Neofelis nebulosa (Clouded leopard), 1903 nucleotides. It is a transcript of the gene IQCG, whose product is annotated as IQ motif containing G. Lineage: Eukaryota; Metazoa; Chordata; Mammalia; Carnivora; Felidae. The record is from RefSeq and is a predicted model, not a curated record. Gene Ontology annotation, biological process: sperm axoneme assembly; cilium organization. Gene Ontology annotation, molecular function: protein binding. Gene Ontology annotation, cellular component: cytoplasm; sperm flagellum. Bases 233 to 1591 code for a protein of 452 amino acids. The transcript has 11 exons.